Messenger RNA from Diprion similis, 1425 nucleotides. RefSeq names its product zinc finger MYM-type protein 1-like. NCBI's taxonomy places the organism in Eukaryota, Metazoa, Arthropoda, Insecta, Hymenoptera, Diprionidae. Gene Ontology annotation, molecular function: protein dimerization activity. Bases 1 to 1425 code for a protein of 474 amino acids. The transcript has a single exon. The record is from RefSeq and is a predicted model, not a curated record.
AUGUGUCAAAUAAUUCGAUAUGUGAGUCUCCAGAAAGAUCAGUACGUCGUUGAAGAAAGCUUCAUUGACUUUAUAAAGACUUCGAAAAAAACGGGGCACGAUUUAGCUAUUGAAAUCCAACAAAAACUGAUCGACGAUGAUUUAGAUAUCGGUAACUGUCGUGGACAGGCUUAUGACAAUGGAGCCAAUAUGGCGGGAAAGUAUCAGGGGGUGCAAGCUCACAUACAAAAAUCUAAUGAACUGGCUAGGUUUCUGCCGUGCACUGCUCACAGUCUUAAUUUACUCGGUGUUCACGCAGCUAGGGUUUCGAUUAAAAUGGUAAACUUUUUCGGUGUUGUUCAGCAAAUCUUCAAUUUUUUUUCGGGCUCUACUCGCCGAUGGGAAAUGUUAAAAAAAGUACUCAAAUGCACUUUGAAGACACAUUCCGAUACGAGAUGGGCGUCAAAAUAUAACGCGAUUCAUUCGUUGUGUACCCAAUUAGAGGAAGUUUUGACUGCGUUACGAGAAAUAUCGGAAGAUCCUUCAUUUGGUGAUGGAGUUGCUGCUGCUAAAGGCUUGCUGAAGCAAAUAACAUUCAAUUUUGUUUGUUACUUAGUGUUUUGGGAUAAGAUCUUACACAUCGUGUAUCGAGCGAACAUCGUUUUACAAAGUGCAAAUAUAUCGAUUGAUGAAGGUUGUAGAAUUAUACUUGGACUAAAAAACGCAUUGCAGGACCUUCGAUCAGGAAACACCGAUGAAAUCAUUUCCCAAUCCACAAGUAUAUGUGAGAAAUCAUCAAUUGAGGCUGCAUUUAGUCAAGGAAGAGUAAGGAAAGUAAGAAAGAUGCCCGGAGAGAUCGCAUCCGAUGAAGUAUUUUCUCGAGAACAGCAGUUCAGAAUUGAUUAUUUCAACGUGUUAGACACUUUCUUAUCGCAAAUGCAAUGGCGAUUCGACAAAAUGACCGAAGUCAACGAUGAUUUUUGUUUCCUGACCGGAUCAUCCCUCGAAUCCUGGUCCGUAAUAGAUCCAAAGAAAAACGCCAUGGACUUAGGCCUAUUGUACGCUAAAGACAUAGAACCUGCGGAGUUUGUUAGCGAGGUAGAAAGUUUUAAAUUCAUGGCGGCAUCAGUUUUUCCGAAUCUAAAAAAAUCCACGCCGUUACAAUUGCUUAACGGCAUCAGGGAUUUUUCGCUGACGUCAGCCUAUCCUAAUAUAGAGAUAGCUUACCGCAUUUUCUUGACUAUGCCAGUUACUACUGCAUCGUGCGAAAGAGGCUUUAGUAAACUGAAACUCAUAAAAACUUACUUGAGAUCAACGAUGGGACAGGAAAGAUUGACAGGCUUAGCUAUACUAUCUAUAGAAAAUCGUUUAGCUAAGACCUUAGAUUAUGACGAAGUAAUCAACGAAUUUGCGUCUCGCAAAGCUAGGAGAAUAGCUAAUUUAUAA